Messenger RNA from Cyclopterus lumpus (lumpfish), 1150 nucleotides. RefSeq names its product mitochondrial assembly of ribosomal large subunit 1 (gene malsu1). Gene Ontology annotation, molecular function: ribosomal large subunit binding. Lineage: Eukaryota; Metazoa; Chordata; Actinopteri; Perciformes; Cyclopteridae. The record is from RefSeq and is a predicted model, not a curated record. Gene Ontology annotation, cellular component: mitochondrion. The transcript is spliced from 4 exons. Gene Ontology annotation, biological process: negative regulation of translation; negative regulation of ribosome biogenesis. The coding region runs from base 132 to 836 and encodes 234 amino acids.
AGGACAAGAGACAUUUCCUGUUUGUAGCCUCUGAUGUGCUCGUGGGGACGACAGCGCUUCUGAUCAGAGACUGUUCACAAAGUUAUAGAGCAUCAAUGCAGUGAUAGUGUGACGUUGUACACGUUAAAAUCAUGAAUGUUCUCAAUCGCUCUAAGAAACUGGUAUCUUCGGUGUUCAGAAGGAGCGUUUUAAUGGAGCAAACAAUUGUCUUUAAAGGCGUCUGUUCUUUCCCAAAAGCUCGUUGUCUCAAUCUGCGUUUGACCGCAGGUGUUUCCUCUUGUCAGCACAGGUGUCGUGACACGGUGUCCACCCGUCACUUAGAAACACAGAGAUGGUAUUCAGGGGUGCGAGGUGAAAACAGUCUUUCAGAGUGGAGCGCUGGCAUGUUCCAGGAGGCGGAGAUCGACAGUGACAACAGUCAAAGAACCCCUGAGACUUUCACUCUUGACGUGUUGGUAUCUCUAAUGCGUCAGGAAAAUGCAGUGGACAUCUGUGUGAUUAAAGUACCAGCGCAGAUCAAAUAUGCAGAGUACUUCAUCGUUGUCAGCGGUGUAUCAACAAGACACCUCCGUGCAAUGGCACUUUAUGCCAUCAAAGUGUACAAGUUUCUGAAGAAAACUGGAGCUUCGAAUGUCAAGAUUGAAGGGAAAGAUUCUGAGGACUGGAUGUGUAUUGACUUUGGGAAUAUGGUUGUUCACUUCAUGCUACCAGAGACCAGAGAAGUGUACGAACUGGAGAAACUCUGGACUCUCCGCACGUAUGAUGAGCAGCUGAAGAGCAUGCCCAUUGAGACGCUACCAGAAGACUUCAUAUAUGAUCUUGAAGUCACAAAGUGACAAAUCAUAAAAGCUGUGUGCACAUUUAUUACUUCUUUGUGACUUUGGAUGCAUCCUCCCCUAUCCGAGUGAGUAGAAAUAAAAGGUGCUUUUUUGUCAAUUCAAAUAUCAAACAUAUUUUUGUGAUUUGAAUUGAUUGAACAGCAAUACUGUAUGAAUCACUUCCCCAUCAUAUUUAUUAUUCAUGUACCCUUUUCUUUUCACAUUAUUUAACCAUUAAAGAGCACCAGGUGGUAUUUGUAUAAUAACAGUGUUUAUGUUUGACUGAUUUUUGACAUUGGUGGUUAAAAAUAAAUCAUUUUAAAACCCUUCCA